AUGGAUCCCUCGUCCGGGUCCGGGCCGCCCGUAGGGGAUCUGCAGGUUGGUCCAUCUCCAUCAAGAAGAACCGGUUCAUCGGCGGCGGUGCCGCUGAGUCGGUACGAGUCGCAGAAGCGGCGUGACUGGAACACUUUCUUGCAAUACCUUAAGAACCACAAGCCAGUACCGUUGAACCUAGCUCGAUGCAGCGGCGCGCAUGUGAUCGAGUUCAUGAAAUACCUUGACCAAUUCGGGAAGACUAGAGUCCACAUCCAGAGCUGCCCAUUUUUCGGGGACCAAAACCCGCCGGCUCCAUGUGGGUGUCAGCUAAAACAGGCGUGGGGCAGUUUGGACGCGCUGGUGGGCCGGCUUCGCGCGGCUUACGAGGAGAACGAUGGUGGUGAACCGGAGUCAAACCCUUUUGGGACUAGAGCUGUGAGAAUCUAUCUGAGAGAGGUUAGAGAGUCUCAAGCUAAAGCAAGGGGAAUUCAUUAUCAGAAGAAGAAACGGAAAAGGACCAACAAAACUACUACUACUAGCGAUGGAAGUAGUAGUACUAGUAACAACAUUACAUUAUUAUAA
Impatiens glandulifera is the source of this 564-nucleotide messenger RNA. Its product is annotated as protein LIGHT-DEPENDENT SHORT HYPOCOTYLS 5-like. Bases 1 to 564 code for a protein of 187 amino acids. The record is from RefSeq and is a predicted model, not a curated record. Gene Ontology annotation, biological process: mRNA transcription; response to light stimulus. The transcript has a single exon. Lineage: Eukaryota; Viridiplantae; Streptophyta; Magnoliopsida; Ericales; Balsaminaceae. Gene Ontology annotation, cellular component: nucleus.